Messenger RNA from Amorphotheca resinae ATCC 22711, 1077 nucleotides. RefSeq lists its product as hypothetical. The record is from RefSeq and is a predicted model, not a curated record. Lineage: Eukaryota; Fungi; Ascomycota; Leotiomycetes; Helotiales; Amorphothecaceae. The transcript is spliced from 4 exons. Bases 1 to 1077 code for a protein of 358 amino acids.
AUGGAGUUCUUUUACCUCUGUUUCGUGCUCUUGGUCGCGCGCGCUUCGGCGCAGAGCCUGAUGGAAGUUUUGGGGACGAAUCUGGAGCUCACAGAGCUCUAUCACUAUGUCAAUGCCUCGUCCACCUUGACCAACAUGCUGUCGUCGCUCGACAACUUCACCUUCCUCGCCCCGUCCAAUUCGGCCAUCAGUAACUACCUGGAGAGCCAUAAUCUGACGACGAUUGGCGAUGAGGAGAUGGAGGAGCUCAUCCAGUACCACAUCCUGAAUGGUGAAUUCCCAGCCAGGUCAUGGUCGGCCGCGCCGCAAUUUGUGCAUUCGGAACUGAAGAACCCAAUGUAUACAAACGUGACAGCGGGCCAGGCAGUAGAGCUGGUAUCGGACAGUCAGGGCAACCCCCAGAUCUUGUCCUGGAACAAGACUGUCUCCACGAUAGUCACCCAGGAUGUCACUUGUACCGGGGGUGUCAUCCAGAUCAUCUCUGAUGUCCUAACAGUCCCUCUCGAGAUGGGAAUCUUGUUACUGCAGGCCAACUUCAACUUCUUCGUGGCUGGAUUGUACGAGGUUGGAAUCACCAGUGUGUUCAGUUAUGACCCAGUCGGGAGCGACGUAAAUGCGUCGGACGUCACCUUCUUCAUCCCAAAUUCGGCGGAUGCGCUCAACGCCUUUACCGACAUCACGUCGAACAUGUCAAGCAAGGGCGACGUGCUCGAUAUCCUCCGCUACCACAUCGUCACCAACGAUCUGGUCUACAGCACCAUGUUUCAGGAUGGCAUGCAGCUAAAGACUGCCACCGGGGCAAAUAUCACCAUCUCCGAGCAGAACGGCAAUAUCUUCGUCAACCAGGCCAAAAUCAUAACCCCUGAUUUUCUCGUCUCCAAUGGCGUCGUGCAUGUCAUCGAUGGCCUCCUCAACGAUCUCUUCACCACUUCUCCACCCUCAUCCAACUCCAGCUCCAGUGGCACUUCCAACGCCUCCUCUUCUGGGAAGUCAAGCUCCAAAUCGGAAAGACCACAUCGUUAUAAUACAAAUAGCGCAUAUGCGCACCAGAUGACCUUCCCUGGGGAAACAGGGUAA